Messenger RNA from Oncorhynchus kisutch (coho salmon), 3468 nucleotides. RefSeq names its product amphoterin-induced protein 1-like. The transcript is spliced from 5 exons. Gene Ontology annotation, molecular function: protein binding. Lineage: Eukaryota; Metazoa; Chordata; Actinopteri; Salmoniformes; Salmonidae. The coding region runs from base 469 to 2001 and encodes 510 amino acids. The record is from RefSeq and is a predicted model, not a curated record.
UGACACUGGUCCUAGGGCAUGUGUUCUUUGAUCUUUACGUAAUCUUAUCCUUGCGUAAUCUUAUCCUUGCAUAAUUUUAUCCUUGCAUAAUUUUAUCCUUGCGUAAUCUUUUAUGGAGAUUUGGAUAGGGAGCAGAGCAGUGUUUUGUUUGAAGCUGGACUAUAGGCGAGGAAGGAUUUCUCCUCUCUGUCUCUCUGCAUCCUGUUUGUUGUCCUUACAUUGGAGAGACUAUUACUGUACUGUACUGACUAAAACGAGGUGAAAAUUAUAAACAGACGUGUCUGAUUUGGCAGCGGCUGGAUUUCAUUUCAGAGAAUGAUUGAGGAUGGCUAAAUCUGAUCUGACGUUAAGACCUCAAUUAAGCGAUGCCAGGGAUUCCACCAGCUGCUGCUCCAUGCUGUGUAGGAAGAGAACCAUAAUACAGGAAGUUCCUCUCCUUUAAUAACAACACACCGACCGUCUCCUAGCAUGUUGCUUCCAUGCAGAGCAGGCGCCCUGCCGGAGCCUUCCCCCUCUGCCUCUCUCUCUCUCAGCCUGAGGAGGAUCCAGGUUCGAUGGGCCUUGUACCUCUUCCUCUCCCUGGCCCUCCUCUGGUUCCCGUCUGGGGCGGUAGCCUCAACCCUCAACUGCCACAAGACCUGCAUCUGUGCCAGUAAUAUCGUGAGCUGUUCCAAGAUGAACCUGACCACGGUGCCCACUGGCCUGCCUCUCUACACGGCCGUCCUGGACCUCAGCUACAACGACGUCUCCCGGCUGAGGGCUGAGUGGACCAUGGUGAAACUCACCAAACUCCACAACCUCCUACUCAGUCACAACGGCCUUCACUUCCUCUCCUCUGAGGCCUUCGUCUACGUCAAACACCUGCGCUACCUGGACCUGUCCUCCAACAACCUGCGACAGCUGGACGAGUUCAUCUUUGAGCCGCUGGGGCAGCUGGAGGUGCUGUUGCUGUACAACAAUCGUAUAUCUCAGAUUGACCACUCAGCCUUCCAGGGUCUCCACAGCCUGCAGAAACUCUACCUGUCCCAGAACAUGAUCUCACGCUUCCCCCUGGAACUGGUCAAAGACAAGACCCGCCUGGAGAAACUCAGCCUGAUGGACAUCUCCUCCAACAGGAUCAAGGUACCCCCCAUCAAGGAGCUGCAGGUGCUGCCUGCCUGGAUAAAGAACGGCCUCUACUUCCACAACAACCCUCUGAUCUGUGACUGUAGCCUAUAUAGUCUCCUGGCCCACUGGCACAUCCUCCGGCUCAACUCAGCCCUGGACUUUAAAGAUGAGUACAGCUGCUAUCUCCCCGGGUCCCAGAAAAGCAGGGUGGGGGUCUUCGACCUCAACAGAGACUACAUGAACUGUAGUACGUUCUACGAGGCGGACGAGGAAGCUUGGCUGGAACAGACGCUGAUCUUGCGCUGUGAUACUAAACACAGAGAUCUGUCUAAGACCUGGGUGAUGCCUGGUGAUGUAGUGGUGACGGAAGGCCUUAACCAGACAGCCAAGGUGCUUCCUGACGGUAGUCUCCAGAUCGGCCCGGUGAAGUCGGACGACUCGGGGACGUACACAUGCUACGCUGUGAGCGAAGCCCUCAACGAGACGAUCUACGUGCUGCUCAAGGUGCAUAACUUCACGGAGAAGGGAAAUGGCGAGAACCUGAGUACGGCCUACACCACCCUGGUGGGCUGCGUGACCAGUUUGGUCCUAGUGUUCAUCUACCUGUACCUGACCCCCUGCCGAUGCUUCUGCUGCCCCAAGAACAACCACCAGGACUCCUUCCACUCCUCCAUGCUCAGCCAGGAAGACUUGGCCAACAACACAGACCCAAGGCACGUGGCCUUCAUCGACCCCAAGGAGCUUGGGCAGAACGGGAAAGUGAACCCCAGCGAUAUGGGGGGGGACCAGGGAGAGAUGGAUGAGGAGGGAGGAUUACUGGGGAAGGGAAGGAGGAAGAAGUCUGUGGCUGAGUCUAUUAGUUUGGUCUUCUCUGACACCCCCAUAGUGGUCUGAGAUGGUACGGAGCGGAGAGCUCGGUGUACGCUGUGACGUGAUUGGAUGGAUCAGUGAUGUAUGUGGUGUGAUUGGAUGAAACUGUGAAUACUUCCUGGAGGUGGGAACUUGGACAGAAAGCCAAUCACAGUUCCCCAAAUUGACCAAACCGACCAAUGAGAAGCUUCAGGGGAGUGUUAAACACAUUGCCUUGGUAUUAACAAGGACAAUUGACAAUAGUCAGGACCGUUCCAGCAUUUAAUUUGUAGCACUUAAAUAUACAGUACAUACUGUGAAAGCUUGACAGAGUAGUGUAGGAGGACACUAUUCCUUCCUGUGAUACAGUAAUGAUGGAAGAGGAUAUCAUGUUUGGACAGUAUCAGUACUCAGGAAGACAUUGCCUGGUGGAGAUACAGAGAAUAUGAGACGUGCACCAUUUUAAACAUUUAAAGAAAGGAUAUAAAAUAGAAAUGAACACGUUUGGGAAAAUAAAUUGUUCAUACAUAUGACAUAAUCAAAGUCAUGAACAUGAGCCUUGUAGACUGACUCCUAUUUCUAUUUACUGAUUGGAAGUAGACUAGCGGGGGCGUCUUCUGUACACGUUAGUACGUACACACGGAAGCUAUACCCAUAGAAAUGGAAUGACUUUAUAUUACUUCCUGACAUGGGUACAUUCAAUAUGGCCGUCAGUCCACCCAUCAUAGAACAUUGACUUGGAUAGGAAUGUCUAUUCCAGUAAUUCUAUUUCUAUGUAUAUACCCCUCCACCCCGACCGACAGGCCGACCGACAGACAGACCGACAGGCCGACAGACUGACCGACAGACCGACAGACUGACCGACAGACAGACCGAUAGACAGACGUCUUCAGAGUUGGCCAAACUCUCUAUUAUGUUUGCUACCAGCAGGUCAUGAAUAAUCGUUACCAGUGAGUCAUACUGAAGAGGAGCAACAUGUUAUCAAUAAGCGUCACCUUACGGCCCACAGACCAGACAGAGUGGGAACCAGGAAAUGUGACUUCUAUUCUACUCCCUCAUAGUUAGGUCAGAUAGUUAUUUAGUCAUAAUGAGAUAGCAACAGAGCACAAUAGUGGAAUAGAAGGUCAUUGUGGUUCACUUGAUACUUGAUUUAAUUAUGAAUAGGUCAACUACUGUACGAAGACUUCACCCUUGUUAAGUCAAAGCUUGUUACUCUAAAAUGUUGAUGCACAAAUUUGUUUCCAUCCUUUUAGUUAGCAUUUCUCCUUUGCCAAAAUAAUUAUCUAAAAUGGAGAAUUAUAAUCAUUGUUAGGAAGAAGAAACAGUGCUAUUUAUUUUAUUUUAUUGUUGCUAUGUUUUAAGAGGCCAGUCACUAAGAGAUGAGAUAUUAUACUGAAUAUAUAUAUAUAUAUAUAUAUAUAUAUAAAAACACAAAAUGUAAAGUGUUGGCCCCUGUGUUUCAUGAGCUCAAAUAAAAUGUUCCAUAAGAACAGAAUGCUUGUUUCUCUAAAA